AUGAGAAACUGGCUGGCUAACCACUGGUUCUCAGCAUUAUGGCUGCUUGUUUGGAUGGCGCUGAAUGCUUUUCUAUUUGCACAAACAUUCCUGACAUAUGAGAAGUCUGACAAUUACUAUUACACAAGAGAAAUUCUUGGUACGGCGUUAGCUGUGGCCCGAGCCUCUGCGAAGUGCUUGAACUUUAACAGCAUGUUGAUCCUUCUUCCUGUGUGUCGAAAUCUGCUGUCCUUCAUCAGAGGCUCCUGCUCAUUUUGUAAUCGCACACUGAGGAAGCCAUUGGAUCACAACCUCACCUUCCAUAAACUGGUGGCAUACAUGAUCUGCAUAUUCACAGCCAUUCACAUCAUUGCACACUUGUUUAACUUUGAACGCUACAGCAGAAGCCAACAGGCCACAGAUGGAUCCCUUACCUCAGUUCUCUCCAGCCUAUCUCGUCAUGAGAAACAUAAGGAUUCUUGGCUAAAUCCCAUCUUGUCCCCAAACACGACAGUGUUGUAUGUGACAUUCACCAGCAUUGCUGGUCUCACUGGAGUGAUUGGCACACUAGCCUUGAUUCUCAUGGUAACUUCAGCUAUGGAGUUUAUUCGAAGGAACUAUUUUGAGCUCUUCUGGGUUACACACCAACUUUUUGUCGUCUAUAUGGUCUGCUUAGCAAUUCAUGGCAUUGGUGGAAUUGUCCGGGGUCAAACAAAGGACAGCAUGGACGAGAGUCAUCCACACAACUGUGCACAGUAUUAUGAGAAGUGGGGUGAUGAUGACUCUGACUGCAAAUAUCCUCAAUUUGAAGGGAAAGCCCCUGAGUCUUGGAAGUGGAUCCUUGCACCAGUGAUUCUAUAUGCCUUUGAAAAGGCCCUCCGAUUUCUUCGCUCCCAGCAGAGCAUUGUGAUUAACAAGGUCAUCAUGCACCCAUCCAGAGUUUUGGAGUUACAGAUGACCAAGCCAGGCUUUAGAAUGGAAGUAGGACAAUAUAUCUUUGUUAAGUGCCCUUCAAUCUCUCACCUGGAGUGGCAUCCCUUUACUCUGACCUCUGCUCCAGAGGAAGAUUUCUUCUCUAUUCAUGUCCGAGUAGCAGGGGACUGGACAGAAAAUCUCGUAAGAGCAUUUGAACAGCAGCAUUCACUAGUUCCCAGGAUCGCGGUGGAUGGUCCUUUUGGCACAGUUAGUGAGGAUGUUUUCCAGUAUGAAGUGGCUAUGCUGGUUGGGACAGGAAUUGGGGUCACCCCCUUUGCUUCUAUCUUGAAAUCCAUUUGGUAUAAAUUCCAGCAUGAAGACCACAACCUCAAAACACAGACGAUUUAUUUCUACUGGAUCUGCAGGGAGACAGGUGCCUUUGCCUGGUUCAAUGACCUAUUGAUUUCGCUGGAACGAGAGAUGGAGGAAUUGGGCAAAGUGGGUUUUCUAAACUACCGGCUCUUCCUCACUGGAUGGGACGGGAACGUUGCUGGACAUGCAGCAUUAAACUUUGACAAGGCUACUGACAUCCUGACAGGUUUGAAAGAGAAAACCUACUUUGGAAGACCAAAGUGGGAGAAUGAAUUUUCUACCAUAGCUACUGCCCACCCUAAGUCUGUGGUGGGGGUUUUCUUAUGUGGUCCUCGGACUCUGGCAAAGAACCUGCGUGAAUGCUGCCACCGAUAUUCCAGUCUGGAUCCCAGGAAGGUUCAAUUCUACUUCAACCAAGAAAAUUUCUGA
Octodon degus (degu) is the source of this 1695-nucleotide messenger RNA. It is a transcript of the gene Nox1, whose product is annotated as NADPH oxidase 1. The transcript has 13 exons. Bases 1 to 1695 code for a protein of 564 amino acids. NCBI's taxonomy places the organism in Eukaryota, Metazoa, Chordata, Mammalia, Rodentia, Octodontidae. Gene Ontology annotation, molecular function: superoxide-generating NAD(P)H oxidase activity. Gene Ontology annotation, cellular component: plasma membrane; NADPH oxidase complex. Gene Ontology annotation, biological process: superoxide anion generation; defense response. The record is from RefSeq and is a predicted model, not a curated record.